AUGACAGUUGAAUUAGAUGGUCGACGAAAAGAUUUAUUAGAACUAAAUUUAAAAUCAUGGGAUGGUGAUUAUAUCUUUCCAGUUGCAAAUAAAUUAGAUUCUUCAUUAAAGAAAAAUACAACAUUUAUCAAAAAAAUUAAAACUGGUUUAAAUCAAGAUCAAUUUGAUAAUGUAUUAAAAGAUAUAAAAACUACUUCAAUUGAAAAAUAUUUAUCAGAAGUUAUUACUUCUUUAGUUGAAGGAUUAUGUAAAGUUUCUAAAAGUGAUGAAAUUUUAGCUUCAAUGGAAAUUGUAUCUGCAUUACAUCAGAGAUUUGGAAUACCUUUCACUAGUGAACUAUUCAAUGAAAUUUUAAUUUUGAUGAUGAACCCUCAUGAUGCGGAUGAAAUUGAUGAAAAAAAUGAACAAAAUAGAAUUACAAGACAAAAAAAUUUACUCAGAUUACUAGGAGAAUUCUAUAUCAUUGGUGUAUUAAGAACAUCAAGUGAUUUUUUGAAUGAAUUGGAUUCAAAAGUAAUCAAAAUUUACAACCUAGAUAAAAGAAGAAAUGAACCAAUUAUAACUUUAAUUUUGAAAUAUAUAUUAAAUUACGAUCUUGAACAAGGUCGAACUUUGGGAAUGGUUCAAUCUUUCUUGAAAAGAUUUGGUCAUAUAAUUUUUAACGAUUCUAAUGAAAUCAUAGCUUCAGAUGUGAAGCAUGUAUUAAAACAAAUAUUCAUCAUAUAUACUGAAGCAGUAAUGAAUGUUCUGGUCAACCUCAAAAAACAAAUUCAUAGACUUUCAAUUAGAAAUAGGAAAGCUUCUAUUAGAACAGGUCGUAUCUUGGAAGAUCAACAACAAGAGUUGGAGUCAACACAAUCAUUAUUUGAAUCUUUUAAAUCGGCAGGAGAAUUCUUAUCACCAAUUGUUAAUAUCCCAAUACCUGAAAAAUUGUCACAAUCGUUAAAUCAAGAUGAAGACGAUGAAAGUAAUACAGUUGAAUUAGUAAAACAAAAAGCAGCAAAUGAAGAAGAGAUGAAUGGUGUGUGGGAGGAUGCAAAAGAAAGAAACUUUUAUACAGUCAUACCACUGUUGGGGGAAUUAUUGGAUGCAUAUUCAGACAAUAAAGGAGAUACAUCUCAAGCUUUUAAAGACGGUGAAAAAAUUCAAGACUUUUUAGAUAAAUUGGAAGACGUAGUAUCUAAUGACUUAGAACAAUUAGUUGUUGAGUUUAACAAUUUGAAUUUAAAUAAUAAAGCAACAAAGAAUAGAAUCAUGAGAUUUUUCAUUGAAACAUCAACUUUAAAUAAUUUAAAAUACUAUUCAAGAUUUUUAAAAAUUAACGAAUUGCAUUUAAGUGAUUUGAUUGAAGAAUUAAUUAUAUAUUUGGAUAAAGGAUUCAGAUCACAAUUGCAUCACAACAAGCUAAAUGUUAAAAAUAUUUUAUUUUUUGUGGAAAUGAUUAAAUUUAAAAUGAUUCCAAUUCAUAUCAUAUUUCACAAAAUUAGAAAUUUAACUUUAAAUAUUACUUCAACUAAUAAUAUUGAAAUAUUGUCAGUUUUCUAUGAAAAUGUCGGCAGAUUUUUAUUACAUGAUCCAGAUUAUAAAACAUUAAUGAGAGAAAUGAUGGAUUUAUUAAAAGUGAAACUGAAACAAUCUAGUUUAACAGUUAAUGAAAAAUUAGCAAUAAAUAAUCUAUUAAUUACUGUUGAACCACCAGCAACAAGAGUACAAAGUUUAAGAGAAUCUGCAAAAUUAUCAACGAGACAACAAUUUAUACAGAGAAUUAUUAGAUCGGAAUUAAAUAUGAAAUCUUUACCAAUAGUUACUAAAUUAAUUAAAAAGGCAUUUGUUGAUUUAAAUGAAGAAGAGUAUCAAACUUUAUUGGAAUGUUUCGCACGUCCAGAUUUAAUAAAUUAUGAUAAUAUUCAAUCCCUAGCUAAAUUGGUUCACUACUUUGCCGAUAGACAUAAGGAAAUAGUUGUAAUUACAGUUGAUACAAUAAUUGAAAAUAUCAUAAGAGGACUAGAAUUAAAUGAUUUUAGAAUGAAUAGAUCAAGAAUGUCACAAGUUAAAUAUAUUGCUGAAUUAUACAAUUCAAAAGUUAUAAAUUUUAAAUUGAUUAAUGAUAUUUUGUAUCGUAUAUUAUGUUAUGGACAUCCUCAAAAUCAACCUUUACCAGAUAAUUGGGAUGUGAAUAUUGAUUUACCAAAUAAUUAUUUUAGAAUUCAAUUAUGUUGUUUAUUAUUGCUCUCAUUAGAAACAAUUUUUGUUGAUACUGACAUUACAAAGAAGAAAGCAUCAAACAGAGCAGCGUUAAUUAAAAAGAGAAAUGGAUUGAACAAAGAUCUUUUAGGUGUAUUUAUGACUUUCUUACAAUAUUAUUUAUACUGUAAAGAACCACCAUUUCCAGUUGAAGUAAAUUUCAAAUUAAAUGAUGUAUUUGUUAAAUACAAAAGUAUACCAACAGUGCAGAGAUAUGAUACCAUACAAGAGGUAGCGAAAAGAUUAUCAGAAUCAAUCAAAACCAAACAAACCGCUGAACUUGAAUUAGAUGAAGAUGAAGUAAAUGAAGAAGAAAUGGAAUCGAAAGCAAAUGAUAUUUCAGAUGAUAGUGAAGACGAUGAUGAAGACGAUGAUGACGAUGAGGAUGAUUCAGAUGAUGAAGAAGAAGAAGACUCGGAAGAAGAUUCAGAUGAAGAUGAAGAGGAAGAAGAAGAAAUUGAAGAUACAAAUAGUGUUGCAUCAGAAGAAGAUCAAAUGGCAAGUCAUUUAGAAAGAAUGAGAUUAGAAGCUGAUAAAAAAUUUCAAGAGGAUUUGGAUAGAGAAUUUCAAAAAAUCAUGAACGAGUCAUACGGCUCAGCAACAACUCAACAAUCAACAAACUCAAUACUACCACAAAGAUCAUCAGCUGGAUUAUCAAGAAGAUUAUUACCAGUCCCUGAAAAAUUAAUAAUUGAAAGUUCAAAAUUUGAUGUUAAUCCGGCUAAAGAAGAAGGUAAAACUAAAUUCAGAUUUUUAUCUAAAAAUGGUAAAGUUAAUCAAAUUAAACAAUUUGAUUUACCAAAUAAUAAUAUCUUUGCAGAAUCAAUAUUAAAAGAAAAAGAAAACCGAAAAAGAGAUAAAGAGAGAAUAAUACAAUUAGCAAAUCGAGAAGACUAA
Lodderomyces jiufengensis is the source of this 3141-nucleotide messenger RNA. RefSeq lists its product as uncharacterized. NCBI's taxonomy places the organism in Eukaryota, Fungi, Ascomycota, Pichiomycetes, Serinales, Debaryomycetaceae. The record is from RefSeq and is a predicted model, not a curated record. The transcript has a single exon. Bases 1 to 3141 code for a protein of 1046 amino acids. Gene Ontology annotation, biological process: nuclear-transcribed mRNA catabolic process, nonsense-mediated decay. Gene Ontology annotation, molecular function: protein binding; RNA binding. Gene Ontology annotation, cellular component: exon-exon junction complex; cytoplasm.